CUCCUCUCCGAACAGGCUUCCUUGGGAAUCACAGAAUUCUGGCAAAGGAGAGAAAGAUGGUAAAAUGACAGUGAAGGGAGCACAACGCCUUCGUGGUGGUGAGACCAGGACAUCCUCCCCUGCCCGGCCAGCGUGUGUCCUGUUGUGAGCACCGCUUUUACUGUGUGCAAACACAGUAAGAAGCGUAAGAUGCUACUGAGCAGCCUGAGCACGUCAGGGAUCAGCUGAUUGGUGCAAAGGGCUAAACGAAAGCAAAAAUAAGGAUGAGUGUGUGGGGCUGAAUCUCAGCUUUAAGCAGGAGCCCAACACCAGGAGGAGGUGGCUGCUGUAACAAACAGGUUUCCACCCAACUUCUUUGUGGGUUUUCUGCUAUUUUUCUCCCAGGGACCAGGCUGGUUCCUGUGGCACCGAGGGGCGAUGCCCCUGCCAGGGAGGUGAUGCAAAGAAACACUGGAGCAUCCUGACUCAGCACCGCAGCAGUGGGAGACCCGUAGGAAAGACACGGAGCGUCUUCUCUUGGCAUCAGGGCAUGCAUAUGCCAGGGGAUGAGCGAGGAGCAGCUCCCUCCAUCUGCCCACUGCCCCACCAGGCGGGAGGACACCAAUGUCUCAGCCUCUGCCUACCCUCAGUACUGGGUUGAGCCACGGUUCACGCGAGCAGCGAAGGUCCGUGUGAUCAUCACAGCCAUCUUCUUCCUGCUGGCGGCGGGCAGCAACGCGGCGGUGCUGGGCAGCCUGCUGAGGAAGAGGAGGAAAUCCCACGUGCAGCCGCUGAUCCUCAGCCUGGCUCUGGCCGACCUGCUGGUGACAGUGACGGUGAUGCCCCUGGACGCGGCGUGGAACGUGACGGUGCAGUGGUAUGGAGGGGACAUCUCCUGCAAGGUCCUCAACUUCCUCAAGCUCUUUGCCAUGUACGCAGCCGCCCUGGUGCUGGUGGUCAUCAGCCUGGACCGGCACGCGGCCGUGCUCCGUCCCUUCUCCCGCGCUCACCGCCGCAAUGGGAUGCUGCUCCGCGCCGCCUGGGCCGGCAGCGUGCUCCUGGCUUUGCCCCAGCUUUUCCUCUUCCACUUGCACACGAUUCCGGGAGGGAACUUCACCCAGUGUGUCACGCACGGGAGCUUCCGGACGCACUGGGAGGAAACUGUCUACAACAUGUUCACCUUCACCACCCUCUACAUCACCCCCCUGAGUGUCAUGGUUGUUUGCUACAUCAGGAUCCUUUGGGAGAUCAGUAGGCAGCUAAAGAUCAAUAAAGGUUUGACAAGAAGUCAAAAUGACCAUAUCUCCAAGGCACGCAUGAAGACUCUCAAGAUGACCAUAGUGAUUGUUGCCACCUUCAUCAUCUGCUGGACCCCAUACUACCUCCUGGGCCUGUGGUACUGGUUCCAGCCAGCCAUGAUCCAGAAGAUGCCAGAGUAUGUCAACCACAGCUUCUUCCUCUUUGGCUUGCUGCACACCUGCACAGACCCUGUCAUUUAUGGACUCUACACCCCCUCCUUUCGGGAGGACGUGCAGUUGUGUCUCAGGGGCAUCGAAACAGCUAUCACCAGGCACAAGAGACACAAACCCAUCUCAGCCUCAGGGAAGAACAUCAAGGAUGGUGCUGUAAAUGGUGGAGUGGCCUCAGGGGGCUCCAAUGGGACAACUGUCAGUGCAGUCUGAUGGAGAGACGUACCCACAAGGAGAAGGGAGGCACAGCUUUGGGGCUGCUUUGUCCCAUAGGAUCAUUCUGCAGACUGUUCUAAGGAGGUUUGCCACCCAGCUUUGGUGGGUGAGGGUCUCUGGCCAGGAACAGGCAAUGUAUCUCCUGACUGUACUCAGGGUGAAAAACAUUUGGGGGUAUUUAUGGUCAUUCUGCCAUAUUCUGGCAGCCCUGUGACAACUAGAAAAACAUCCUUUUCGUACCCUACGCAUGCUCUAUCCCUGAUUCUGGGGUUAAGCUUCUGCACACUUCCAGCAUCCACCCCUGGGAGGAGACUGGCCAUGUCCUCUGUGGUCCAGGGCCAUGUCCAUGGGGUGUCCAGUCUUCAAGUGCCCCUUGCACCUACACCCUGGUGUGGAGAUGCGUGGAUGGUGUCACCCUGAGGCUGCAAAGGUGCAAUCACAGGCUUUUACUCCGUUUUCUCCACCCACUGUAGGAAAAGCUCCCUGGAAAUUUUGGAUCUCCUGGCUCAGAGCCUGCCUGGCUCUCCCAUGGCUGUGUGACAAGCCCUGGGAAAGAUCUAAAUAUCUGAGGGUUGACUAAUGCAAGGGCAUUAGUUCUGUGGGGAUGGAUUGGCUUCGACAAGAAGGGUAUAAAGAACCACAGGGGGAUAGGUAUAGGGUGGGGGUUCUUCUCCCUUUUGGAGAUAACCUGAAGGGAAAACAGUCCCUGCUCCAUGUUCUGGUGGGCAGGGGAUGGUAUGGACACAUCCUUACACAGCAGUUUGGGACACAGGGCUGACCAGGAGGGAGGGUGUUUGGGGUAAUCAGAGAGUGACAACCAGACAUGACCCUGCCCAGGACCCCUCUGGACCUCUCUGUCCCCAUGUCCCAGGGCACGAGCUGGCAGGUUGCAGACCACUUGCUGGACACAUUUGCUUUGCCCAGUGCCAGUCCAGUGCCAGCUCUUUGGCUUUGCCCAAGCAGGGGAGGUGCAGACACCCCACAGGUGAUGCCAGAAGUGUCCCAACAGGGAAACAGCUGGUGGAUGGAGGGGCCCAUCAGUACUUAUCAGUGCCAGGUGAGGGCUGACGCUCUUUGGCUGCUCUGUGAGGGCAAAGGAGGCUUCUGGAGGAGUCAGCUGAGCUGUGGUGAGUAAGAUGGGUUAUUUGCUUUCUACCAUUAUGCCAAAAGGUUGCUUGAGAAUGUGGAGGUCUCUUCUCUGGGUAUGCAUUGAAGAGAUGGGUGUUGUCCUUUCCGGGUAAUUAGAAAUAGUGGAUUAUUUCUUUUUUCAUUCUCUGAUGAUUGUUAUUAAAUGUGUUUUUUCCUUUUGAAGAGAAAUUUAGUUUUGAGCCAGGUAGGUUGUUGGGUUUCUUUUUUUAGUUUUGUGAAACUUUGGGCAGUCAGGAGCUCUGGACUUGGCAGGAAGCACUUCCUUGGCUGUUUUUGUGGCCACCUCAGCUUUGAACAUGCAUCUGGACUUUAUCAGGAUGAAAGAGCUUUGUUUUAAAAACAACUCUUGGCUUGCUGUGGUUGCAUGUGUAGGGAGCUGGAAGAUGUCUCUGCCCAAGAAAGCAAAUUUCCCUUGGGUAUUGAGGGGGCUUUUUCUCAAUCUUGUCUCCAAGAGGGGAUGGCUCCCCAUCAGUCAGAAAGGAUCUGCACUGGUCUCCCAGAUAACAAAUUAUUAAAGCUGGAGGGGUGGUAAGCAGUCUUUGCAGGCUCACUGAGGCUGGGCAAUGAGGACACGGGAAGCAGAGUGCUCAGGGUUAGCUGUAGUCUGGUGUUGGGCACUUGCCUUUCCCCAUGCUAACAAUUUAUGCUAAAUACGCUGACCAAGAAGAAAAAAAAAAUCAAUUAGAACUGCAGGAGCCCAGACCAACUGGUGGGGAUUAGUGUGAGCCAUUUAGGAAGCAUCCAAACUCCAACAAGAUGACUAAUCACAGUAUGACUUUCCUGGGCUCAUCCUGCUCAAGGUUAAUUACACAAUGCAGGGGCUGGCUGAUGCCAGGCUGGCAAAAAUGGGCCUCUUGUAAGGUGGUGGAGAUGGCUGGCAGUAGAAGAAGCUAUACUCAUCAGCACUCCUUUGGUCUCUCUGUUUAUGUUGCUUAUGAUGGCUGAUGGGAGGCAGAACUUGAAGAUGUGCUGAUUUUUCUGGCAAGCCUUCAAUGAGCAGGAAAGUGUCUUUAAUCUACUGAAAACUUUCUUCAUCUACUUCUUGCUGAGUGAGAGGGGGCAGGUCUGGCAUUGCUCAUGCACUUAAGACCAUGUGUCCUCUCUUGCCCAGCAGCAGAAGAGCUUUGGAGAUCUCUGAGGAGCAAGAAGCACUUUUUCUCUUCUGUGAGGGAUCCACCACCUUUACAUCCCAUGGGUACAGUGAGAGGGCUGAAGCAGGUUCGGCUUGAGGUGGACUCAAUCUUAGAAUCCUCUAGGUUGGAAAAGACCUCUAUGAAGAGUAGGAAAACUGGGAUGCUGGUUAGUAUACAUACCUUGGUCCUUAGGGGAAGCAUGGCACAUCCCUGGGGAUGCUUGUGGGCACUCCAGCGCUGUUCCUUUUGCCCACCUCUUUGAUAUCUUCCCUCCUGUUGCUGGUGCUCAAAUGGAGAUUUUGGGAAGCCUGGAGAGUGGGCAAGAUGCCCAAAGUGACAGUUUUCAUGAGAGAAGGAAAAUGUCACUGGAAGAGUGUGCUGCCAAGCCGUGUGCCCACCACAUGCGGGAAGGGGGAGUGAGCACGUGGGCAGCACCUCCCUGGGGGAGCUGGGAUUAACCUGGGUUUGGGUCCUGUCACUGGUGGACCAAAGCUAGGCCUGGUUUGGAUAUUCCUCUAUUUCUGGUUCUGCUUUUCUUAAAUUUGCUCAUACUGCAGAGAGCACAUGAUUUUUGCAUCACUUACCAGGAGCAUGAAUCCCAGAGCCUCGCUUCUCCCUGCCCUGGGGGUGGUCCUGCUUUCUUCAGAGGUUCCCUCUCUCCCCACAUUGCCUCAAACCCCUGGUUUCCAACAGCCCUUCUCCUCAGCUGGCUCCUGAGAUCUCCAUACAUAUAUAUAGUG
This is a messenger RNA of Neopelma chrysocephalum (saffron-crested tyrant-manakin), 4686 nucleotides long. RefSeq names its product gonadotropin-releasing hormone II receptor-like. The record is from RefSeq and is a predicted model, not a curated record. The transcript has 8 exons. Gene Ontology annotation, molecular function: gonadotropin-releasing hormone receptor activity; peptide binding. Gene Ontology annotation, biological process: G protein-coupled receptor signaling pathway. NCBI's taxonomy places the organism in Eukaryota, Metazoa, Chordata, Aves, Passeriformes, Pipridae. Bases 546 to 1661 code for a protein of 371 amino acids. Gene Ontology annotation, cellular component: membrane.